CCGAGAAGAAGCUCAAGGAAGAAGGUCGCGGGCGAGACGACGACAGUUCGGUGUUUGCUUCUCAAGCAUUCUCUCUCUAACAUUCUCUCUCUAUAUCUCUUCGUAGAUACAGACAGAAUCUGAAAGCCAAAGCUCAGAUAAUUUCCUAAUUUACUUGCUGCACGCGGCUUCAGGUGGCUACGUUUUUCCCCUUUGCUGGCGUGAGAUUCUAGUUCCAUCUGUCCAUUGUCAGAUUUUCCACUUCUUGUUUUGUGUUUUCCGAUUCGAUCCGACGGAAAAACGCCGCUGAUUGCUCUGAAACUCGGGCAGGAGGUCGUUCAUCGAAUGGUUAAUUGGAUUGGAUUCGAUUGCGUAGCGGAUAAGGAAGAGGAUCUCGUCAAAUUUGUGUUUCCGAUCCUGAUGAUUGUAUUCAGUUUGUGGAAAUUUUAGGAGAAAUUUGAAGUAUGAUGCAGAAUCGAAGUCCGCCCAAACAUAGACAUGAUGGAACCUCGCCGUUGCCUCUUGGAAUGGACUGGAGUCCUCCUCCUCGAAAAUGGAAUGGGAAGGACACAGUUUGGCCUCACGAUCAUCACACUGGAUGGAGUUACUGUGUUAUAAUACCUUCAUGGGUUGCCCUUCCGAAAACACGAGCUGCAGAUCCUGUAGUGUUCUACAGGGUUCAGGUUGGUGUACAGUCACCUGAGGGGAUCACAGCACUACUGAGAGUUUUAAGGCGAUUUAACGAUUUCCUAAAUUUAUUUUCUAAUAUUAAAAAGGCUUUUCCAAAGAAAAGUAUUCCACCAGCUCCAUCCAAGGGGAUCUUGCGGAUAAGAACAAGGGCUCUCUUAGAGGAGAGAAGGCGUUCUUUGGAGGAAUGGUUGACGAAGCUGCUGUCUGACAUUGAUAUCUCAAGAAGUGUUGCAGUCGCGUCCUUUCUUGAGCUAGAAGCUGCUGCUAGGUCAUCAUUCCAAAAUGAUAAUCAGGAGCCUUCAGGUGAAUACCCUGAUUAUAACUGCAAAAUUUCUGCACAUCAAUCCCCUCCUAAUUCAAGCUCAUCUACUGUUGUUGGUGGUUUGUCGCUGGCAUCAGAUUAUGGUAGUGAUACUGCUUAUGAGGCCUCUGAACUUGGAACAGCAAGUCUGGGAAGAGAUGAUAGUUCUGAAAUUGCCAUUGAUGAUUUAGCCAUGGAGGAUGAUCUUUCUAGUCCAAUCGAAAAACUUGUGAAGUAUGGAUUGUCCAAUAUUGAUGAGGGGCUGUUUAUGGGGCAGACCAUUCUAGAGCAGUUGGAAGGCCUUCCAAAACAUAAAGCUCAUCCUAGAUAUAACAACAAUUUAAAGGAUGGGCACAAUGGUAAUACUUCCAAGGCAUCGUACUUGGAUAAAAAUGGACUGGUACCUUUUGCAGAGCCCGAGCAUGGCGAGGUAAUUGGUCAUGCACAAAAGCUGUCUGAUGAGAGUGUGGCAAGUGAUGCAAGUUCUCUGAGGGGUGGAGAAAUUUCAAGCUUUUCAUGUUCAAAUUCGAUAGGCAAUGGCUCACUUGACCAUUCGAGUGCUGAGGUUUCAAAUGCAAUUGAAAUUCAUAGCAACCCUGAAUUGCAUUUUUCACGUGAUGCACUGCUCCUCCCAAAGGAUCAUCGCCAUAAAAUGAAUAGGGUUCUUUCAACAAUGCAUCAAAGGCUAGUGACCGCAAGAACAGACAUGGAGGACCUUAUAUCAAGAUUGAACCAGGAAAUAACUGUGAAAGAUUACCUUGCGACAAUGGUUAAGGAUUUGGAAGUAGAACUCGAAACAAACAAGCAGAAGAGUAAAGAAAACCUUCAACAAGCUAUUUUGAUGGAGAGGGAAAAAGUUACCCAAAUGCAGUGGGAAAUGGAGGAACUUCGUCACAAAUCAUUCGAAAUGGAGUUAAAGUUGAAGUCUAAAGAGGGUGAAAACUCGUUUUCAGUGCCUAGGAAAGAAUUUACCCUCCAGGAGAAAGUUUCCUUGCAAGAAGAGCUUGAUUCCACAAAAGAUCAACUAGAAAAUGUUUCUAAGCGAUUUGAAGAGCUUGAAGGAAAAUCAAAAGCAGAUAUCAGGGUUCUUGUUAAAGAGGUUAAAUCUCUUCGAAGUACCCAAGCCAAACUUAAACAAGAGCUUAGUCAAACACUUCAACAGAAGUCCGAGACCGAGGAAUUCCUUCAACAGGAAAGAGAACUGAGACAGCAUGCAAACACAGCUUGGAGAAAGCUGCUGUCUGAAUGUAGGAGCAUACAUGGUCGGCUUCAAAGCUGCAGCAUGAAUUUUACAGUAGAUGAUUAUAACCAUAUAGAGGAAUCGUCAUCCCUGUCUAAUGCGUUGGAUGUGCUGACUACAUCCGAAGACCGACUAAAUUUCCUUCUGGCCGAGGCAAAUCUUCUGUCCGACAGCAACCAAACUGCUACUUCAACGACAAAUGAUGAUGUUCAGGGGCGAGUAGGAUCGAUUAAGGUAGAGGCAGAGUUGAGGAUGAUACUUAAAGACACGUUCACCGAAAACGUGUAGGUUGAGGAAAUGGAGCAGCAGAGGCUUCUUCUUCACAAAAUAGUAGAGUAAAUACCACAACAUGAUUCCCUUUUGAAUCAGUAUAUUACUCCCCUUUUCCUUUUUUUUUCCCUUUCUCUUUGUUCUUCCCCUCCUUCCCCUUAAAUAUAAGAAAUCCUUUUUUGUUGAUUCGGUAGCCAUUUUGCACAUCUUUGGAUAAAAUAAUGCUGCCUGCUUGGUAUGGUA
Cucurbita moschata (crookneck pumpkin) is the source of this 2723-nucleotide messenger RNA. RefSeq names its product PX domain-containing protein EREL2-like. Gene Ontology annotation, molecular function: phosphatidylinositol binding. The record is from RefSeq and is a predicted model, not a curated record. Lineage: Eukaryota; Viridiplantae; Streptophyta; Magnoliopsida; Cucurbitales; Cucurbitaceae. Gene Ontology annotation, biological process: protein transport.